This is a messenger RNA of Ailuropoda melanoleuca (giant panda), 3073 nucleotides long. RefSeq names its product fibronectin leucine rich transmembrane protein 3 (gene FLRT3). NCBI's taxonomy places the organism in Eukaryota, Metazoa, Chordata, Mammalia, Carnivora, Ursidae. The transcript has 3 exons. Bases 1027 to 2976 code for a protein of 649 amino acids. Gene Ontology annotation, molecular function: protein binding. The record is from RefSeq and is a predicted model, not a curated record.
AACUUCAGACUUGGAGGUGGGCUGUGUGCAGUAAACUGGAAUGCUCUCCCUCGCUCACUCCUCAGUGUAGGAGUGAUCCGAAGCAGGACCAGCUCUGCCUGCAGCUGCCGUUGGCUUUGUGUGGACUGGACGCGGAGCUUGGGAGAGGGGGAGGGUUAUUACUCCAGUUCACAGUCAGUGGAAUUACAGCUAUAGCGGCAGGAUAUAUGGGAUUGCUUUUUCUCGUCUUCCUGGAGAUGCACAGACCCAGUAUAUUUUAAGGAAUGUAAAGGAAAUCUAGUGUGCUUCCUUUUUUUUUUUCCUAUGAAGAAUAUUUGAAUUAAGUUUCACCUCUUAAAAAAGAAUACCUGUUCGUCUAUAACGUGACUGCACCAGAUAUUCUGAGAAAGCAGCAAGAAGCAAAAGCUGGAAAUAGCUAUUUCACAGCAGGUAAUCAUACCUCAGGAUAUAGCUACUGUACAAAGUUUAUACUUGGAUAAUCCUGGAUAGGAAUAAAGGUGGGGGGUAACUGACUGAAAAACCUAUUACUAUACAGACCUUAGCAUCAUGAAUGGCUUUCUUCAUGAGGAUCUGAAGUUACUCUCUCUGACCACAUUGCACAGAAGAGCCAAUAAGAAUUUCAAAGAGAGCAAUUUCUACUAAGGGAAUUAAGCUACACAAAAGGAACCUUCACACAGAAACUCUAUCAGAAAAAAAAAAAAGUGCAUAGGAAGCCAUGUGUUCUACAUACUAACAGGAAGCCGAAUUGUUUCUGGUCCCUACUUUAAUGAGCUUGCCUACCAUGCUGAACUGCAGCUGGAAUGUUCAUUGACAACAGCGAGCCUGAUCUGGAGGUGUGUGCGGCCUAGGAUUAUUUGAAUAAACAGUGAAGAACAUUUCCAAGGACUGAACAAGAGUUUAUAAGUCCCAGCCCCUCACCAGGAAAAUAAUACAUGUGCAUUGGAUUUUCACUCACGCAAAAUUUAUUCACAUCAUUCAAUAAGGGCUCUGACGCUACCGUGUACAAAGACCUCAACGCUGCUGACCAUGAUCAGCCCAGCCUGGAGCAUCUUCCUCAUCGGGACUAAAAUUGGGCUGUUCCUUCAGGUGGCACCUCUACCAGUCAUGGCUAAGUCCUGCCCAUCUGUGUGCCGCUGUGAUGCAGGUUUCAUUUACUGUAAUGAUCGCUUUCUGACAUCUAUUCCGACAGGAAUACCAGAGGAUGCUACAACUCUCUACCUUCAGAACAACCAAAUUAAUAACGCUGGGAUUCCUUCAGAUUUGAAAAACUUGCUAAAAGUAGAAAGAAUAUACCUAUACCACAACAGUUUAGAUGAAUUUCCUACCAACCUACCAAAGUAUGUAAAAGAGUUACAUUUGCAAGAAAAUAACAUAAGGACUAUCACUUAUGAUUCACUUUCCAAAAUACCCUAUCUGGAAGAAUUACAUUUAGAUGAUAACUCGGUGUCUGCUGUUAGCAUUGAAGAGGGGGCAUUCCGAGACAGCAACUAUCUCCGACUGCUCUUCCUGUCCCGUAAUCACCUUAGCACAAUCCCCUGGGGAUUGCCCAGGACUAUCGAAGAACUACGCUUGGAUGAUAAUCGCAUAUCCACUAUUUCAUCACCAUCUCUUCAAGGUCUCACUAGCCUCAAACGCCUGGUUUUGGAUGGAAACCUGUUGAACAACCAUGGUUUAGGUGAUAAAGUUUUCUUCAACCUAGUCAACUUAACAGAACUGUCCCUGGUACGGAAUUCCCUGACUGCUGCACCAGUAAACCUUCCAGGCACAAACCUGAGGAAGCUUUAUCUUCAAGAUAACCACAUCAAUCGGGUGCCCCCAAAUGCUUUUUCUUAUCUAAGGCAGCUGUAUCGACUCGAUAUGUCCAAUAACAACCUAAGUAAUUUACCUCAGGGUAUCUUUGAUGAUUUAGACAAUAUAACCCAACUGAUUCUUCGUAACAAUCCCUGGUAUUGCGGGUGCAAGAUGAAAUGGGUACGUGACUGGUUACAAUCACUACCUAUGAAGGUCAAUGUGCGUGGGCUUAUGUGCCAAGCCCCAGAAAAAGUUCGGGGGAUGGCUAUUAAGGACCUUAAUGCAGAACUGUUUGAUUGUAAGGACAGUGCCAUUGUAAGCACCAUUCAGAUAACGACUGCAAUACCCAACACGGUAUAUCCUGCUCAAGGACAGUGGCCAGCUCCAGUGACCAAACAACCAGACAUUAAGAACCCCAAACUCACUAAAGAUCAGCGAACCACAGGGAGUCCAGCAAGAAAAACAAUUAUAAUUACUGUGAAAUCUGUCACCUCCGACACAAUUCAUAUCUCUUGGAAACUUGUCCUACCUAUGACUGCUUUAAGACUCAGCUGGCUCAAACUGGGCCAUAGCCCAGCAUCUGGAUCUAUAACAGAAACGAUUGUAACAGGGGAACGCAAUGAAUACUUAGUCACAGCCCUGGAGCCUGAGUCGCCCUAUCGAGUCUGCAUGGUUCCCAUGGAAACCAGUAACCUCUACCUAUUUGACGACACCCGUGUUUGUAUUGAGACUGAAACUGCACCCCUUCGAAUGUACAACCCUACAACCACCCUUAAUCGAGAGCAAGAGAAAGAACCUUACAAAAACCCCCAUUUACCAUUGGCUGCCAUCAUUGGUGGGGCUGUGGCCCUGGUGACCAUCUCCCUUCUUGCUUUAGUGUGCUGGUAUGUUCAUAGGAACGGAUCACUCUUCUCAAGGAACUGUGCGUACAGCAAAGGGAGGAGAAGAAAGGAUGACUACGCGGAAGCUGGCACUAAGAAGGACAACUCCAUCCUGGAAAUCAGGGAGACUUCUUUUCAGAUGUUACCAAUAAGCAAUGAACCAAUCUCAAAGGAGGAAUUUGUAAUACACACCAUAUUUCCUCCUAAUGGAAUGAAUCUGUACAAAAACAAUCACAGUGAAAGCAGUAGUAACCGAAGCUACAGAGACAGUGGCAUUCCAGACUCAGAUCACUCACACUCAUGAUGCUGGAGGCCUUGUAGCAGACUGUGUUUCGGUUUUUUUAAACCUAAGGGAGGUGAUGGUAGGAACCCUGUUCUACUGCAAAACACUGGAAACAAGA